AGAGCGGGGGCGGAAGUGAAGGGGCGGGCAUGAGGCGGAAGUCGGAGUGGGUGGCAGGCCAGCCACAAAGCUCCUUUUCGGCGGCCGUAGAAGACGGACGGGAGGCGCGUCUGUGGCGGACAGGUGAAGGGUCUCGGCCUGCGGCAGCGGGGAGCAGUAGAAAAGGCGGCGGCGGCUGGAGGGCCCGUCCCGCCGCUGUGUUAGGGUUUUUUUUUCCCCGUAUCAAACCCAGGGUGGCGCUAACGAGGCUUCGCUGCCCGAUUCUCCUGCGCGCUGUGCGGCUGUCACCGCGGUGGGUGCGCUGCAGGCCCUUCUCCAGGGAGCGGCGGGGCUGCCUGCUGCGAGCUGCUCUUCCGGCCCCUUCUCGCCUCUGCCUGUAGCCCCAAGGAGUUGCCGGGGGAGCGGGGUCGUUCUCGAGCGUGAGGCGCCUUGCUGCACGGGGCGUGCACGGGGGUCACCAGCCCUCUCGGCUGUGGGUGUGUUACGGUGCUGUGGGAGCACCCUGCCCCGAGGACAGAGUGGGGCUUGGAAAGGGGGUUUGCGUUGCCUUUCAUCUUGCAUGCCUUGCAUCUUGGGACUAACGCAGAAAACGUGUCCCAGUGUUCAGCCUUUUUGUUUCAGAGUAGCAGCCGUGUUAGUUUAUAUCGGCAAAAAGAACAGGAGGACUUGUGGCACCUUAGAGCCUAACACUUAUUUGAGCAUAAGCUUUCGUGAACUACAACUGUCAACACAUGCUACUGACCUUUGUAUUAACAAACAGAUACAGAGAGAGGCUGAACGAAUUGACUUUCUUUACAGGCAAACAGCCAGUCUUACUAACUAGCUCCUUUAAAUAUUAGUGACCCUUCACUUUCAGUCCAAGAGUUUGAGCUUUCAUUUGAGUCCUCUCUCUUCCCCUUCCUGCACCUGCUGAUGCAGACAUCAAUUCUUGACUCAUUGGGGACCAGCAGAUGAGUUGUUUAGGAAAGACUCAUAACUGCUUGUGUAUUAAGAACACUGCAUACUGUGCUUAUAAAAUAUAGAUGUGUGCAUUAUCAGUUACUUUAAUACCAUAGUCACAGAAUUGUGAGUUUGUUAUGCUGAAACAUUGUGGUUAAUACCUUGUCUUUCAAGAUUCCUCCAAUUAAAAAAAAAUCCUAGUUGACCUGCUAAUAGCCCUACAGGGCCCAUAUCUUCCUUUGGUUUUGCAGGACAUUGAAUGUGUCUUAAAAUAGUUCUUUCUGUUGGAAAAAAAAUCUGUUUUAUAUCAUUGAUUUUGCAUAAUAAUUUGUGGCCACAUAAAAUUGAAUCUGGUGUUUCCAUCCACAGAAUGGAGACUGAUUACAAUCCCAUGGAGUUGUCCAGUAACACAGGGUUUGAAGAAGAUUCUGAAUAUAAGGACAUUGAAGGAACAGAUGUGAAGGAUAUGAGACUAGAGGCGGAAGCUGUUGUGAAUGAUGUUCUGUUUGCUGUCAGCAACAUGUUUGUCUCAAAAAACCUUCCAUGUGCAGAGGCUGUGGCAUAUAUUAAUGUGGAGACAAGGGAAAGAAACAGAUAUUGCCUGGAGCUCACAGAAGCAGGACUUAGGGUGGUGGGUUAUGCUUUUGACCAGGCUGAUGAUGGCUUACAAACUGCGUAUCAUGAGACUGUCUACUCUUUAUUGGACUCUCUUAGCCCAGCAUAUCGUGAAGCUUUUGGAAAUGCACUACUACAGAGACUGGAAGCUUUAAAAAGGGAUGGGCAAUCGUGAUUCAGUCUGCAGUAACAAGCACAUGUUGGGGAAUGGUUAAUAAUAGUGGGAAUUCUUAGUAUGAGUUACUGAGAUUUUCCUUUCGGGUAUAUCCAGAAACGUUUAUCAAGCUUCAUUUCUUGCCUGAACAUCUAGGUUCCUUACAAUAGAACUGACUUGUAAAAUAUGAAUGUUGCUAUGGAUCUGCUUUGUCCACAAGGCUACUUUAAGCUAUUUUGGUGGACUAUAGAAGUAGUACCUUUUUUGUUAAACUCUGCUGUAGAUCAUCAGUUGACAGUGACUUGCUUUCUAUAGCAUUUGAAGAAAUUUGAUCUCUUUCCAAAGCAAUAUGAUCCAAUAUCUUAUUCUAAGAAAUAUCUUAAUUGGUACUGUGCAAAUCUUGAAUGCCAUGUAUGAAAGUAGUAAUACUUUCUUAAUGUCUAUCUGUAAAUUUUAACUCUGCUCCUUAAAACCAAAUUUUAACUACUUGCUCUAGCUAAAUUAAUGGGAAUUACUUUAUUCCACUUAGAGGAUAUCUAUUUCAGCUCAAUUUUUUUGUAAGCAAACCUGAAAACUCUCUGCUUCAUUCACAAGAUAUGAACCUCACAAUAUCAUACAUCAUUUGAACAUUGCUUAUUCUGAGCUUGUCUGUGCUUAAAAUACUGCAGCCAUGCCGCUGUAGCUAUGCCACUUUAGCACUUCAGAAUCUCCUGUUGGAAAUUCACCUCCCCAGGAGGUGAUAGCUAAGCUGCCAGAAGAAUUCUUCCAUUGAUCUAGCGGUCUACUCAGGGAUUUUGGUCAGCUUAAGUGCACUGCUCAGGGGUGAGGACUUUUUUAUAGCCCUUACCGAUGUAGUUAAACUGACCUGAUUUCUAGUUUAGACCAGACCUUAGUGUCCUUGUUGAGUUAAAAGCAAUGUUCAGUAUUAUUCAGUGUACCCUUGUCUGCGGCAACCACCAACCCGUAAACAAAUGAUAACUGUUGGCAUAUGAAUGUAUCCUCUAAAUUUGCAAAUGAUAUAAGCACAGAAGAAAACAAGGAAGAACAGGUGACAUUUUUUUCUUAAAUUUAGCCCAUUCUAAUAACUUUGGAAGACAUUUUAGCCUGUUUACUGUUCUAAACGUUUGUUUACAUGAUGUACAGAAUAUACUCAAGUAUUUUUGCUUCAGUCUUUACUUUUUACAGUGCAGUGCUUAGGUAUUCCUGUAAGGCUGCCCUCUUCUCCCUCAAUUGUACAGUGUCCUGUCCUAAAGAACAGUAAGUAUAUAAUGUCAAUGCAGUGUAUUGGUUUGAAACCUAAGGCUGUAUGAAACAUUCAGAGAUUGAUAUUGAAUUGGGAGACAGUUGCAUAUUUUCUAUUUUAUAAAAAAAAUACAAAGCUCUUUAUAAACUUAUUGUGCUACUGUAAGUUUUCAGAUGUGUGGAAGAGAUUUGGGUGUAUGAAUGGAAGAGACUUGAAAAGUAUUCAGUUGGUUUAAAGCACCAGUACUAUUGAACUAGCAUUCUAUGAUUAUAUGAUCACUGUGUUGCACUCUUGUACUAUUCAAUAUCUAUGCAUCCUUGUUUAUGUAAUUCUGCCUUUAUUUGCCCGUGUUUCAUGCUAGAAACAAAGUAAAUGUGAAUCCAAAGAGAGGGCUAGAUUAUCAGCUUUUGUAAAUAAACAUGCUCCACUGACUUCAACAGAACUAGACUGAUUGAUGCCAGCUGAGGAUCAGUCACAUUAAUUUGAGGGACCAGUUAACAAGUUGAGCAUUUAUUAUAGUUUUGUGGCAAUGAUGCUGUAAUUCUGACUGAGAAGGGACCUACAGUCAAAGCUUCUGUUUUCAAGUGUAAUGUUUGUUUUAUUAUCUUUGUAGGUUGAAACAACUCAUGUUAAUACAUAAUUUUGUUAAAAGUAUUUUCAUGCUCUAAGAAAAUGGUUCCUUUUUUUUUUUUUUUUUUUGCAGUUUUGUGGCAUGUGCUUUAAUCCUCUAUGAGGAAAAUGUACUUUGCCAAGUUUAUAUCUCAAUAUCUACCCCUGUAACAACGCACCUGUUUAUUUCAAUGACUAGACACUUGAAUAAAUGCACAAACUUA
Messenger RNA from Chelonia mydas (Green sea turtle), 3784 nucleotides. It is a transcript of the gene GSKIP, whose product is annotated as GSK3B interacting protein. Gene Ontology annotation, biological process: regulation of canonical Wnt signaling pathway. Bases 1199 to 1729 code for a protein of 176 amino acids. Gene Ontology annotation, molecular function: protein kinase A binding; kinase regulator activity. The transcript is spliced from 2 exons. NCBI's taxonomy places the organism in Eukaryota, Metazoa, Chordata, Testudines, Cheloniidae. The record is from RefSeq and is a predicted model, not a curated record. Gene Ontology annotation, cellular component: cytoplasm.